CCCGCCUGGUCUCACCGCGCCUAGCGAGGGCAUCGAGGGCGGUGCAGGCGGGGACCGCGGCAGCCCCUGCGAGAGAGAGUGGGUUGGGGUUAGCUGCUGCGGGCAGCUCGGCGUGGGGAGUUGUGGGCGGCCGCCGCCCUCCCUCCUCUACGAUGCCGGGGAUCGACAAGCUGCCCAUCGAAGAGACGCUGGAAGACAGCCCGCAGACGAGGUCUUUACUGGGUGUAUUUGAAGAAGAUGCUACAGCUAUUUCCAAUUAUAUGAACCAGUUGUAUCAAGCUAUGCAUCGGAUUUAUGAUGCACAGAAUGAAUUGAGUGCAGCAACACAUCUGACUUCAAAACUUUUAAAAGAAUAUGAAAAACAGCGUUUUCCAUUGGGGGGCGAUGAUGAAGUUAUGAGCUCUACUUUGCAACAGUUUUCAAAAGUUAUAGAUGAGCUUAGCUCUUGUCAUGCGGUACUUUCAACACAGCUUGCUGAUGCCAUGAUGUUCCCCAUUACUCAGUUUAAAGAAAGAGAUCUGAAAGAAAUAUUGACAUUAAAGGAAGUGUUUCAGAUUGCUAGUAAUGAUCAUGAUGCUGCAAUUAAUAGAUAUAGCAGAUUGUCAAAAAAAAGAGAAAAUGACAAGGUGAAGUAUGAAGUAAUAGAAGAUGUCUACACUUCCAGAAAAAAACAACACCAGACCAUGAUGCAUUAUUUUUGUGCAUUAAAUACUCUUCAGUACAAAAAGAAAAUAGCAUUGUUAGAACCUCUGCUUGGGUACAUGCAAGCUCAGAUAAGUUUCUUUAAGAUGGGUUCUGAAAAUCUCAAUGAACAACUGGAAGAAUUCUUAACUAAUAUUGGGACAAGUGUACAAAAUGUUCGCAGGGAAAUGGACAGUGAUGUAGAGACCAUGCAGCAGACAAUAGAAGAUUUGGAAGUAGCCAGUGAUCCUUUAUAUGUGCCUGACCCAGAUCCCACGAAAUUUCCUGUUAAUCGAAACUUAACCCGAAAGGCUGGGUAUCUUAAUGCUAGGAAUAAAACAGGCUUGGUGUCAUCUACCUGGGACAGACAGUUUUACUUCACUCAGGGUGGAAACUUAAUGAGUCAGGCCCGUGGGGAUGUAGCAGGAGGCCUGGCCAUGGACAUAGACAACUGCUCAGUAAUGGCUGUGGACUGUGAAGACAGGCGGUACUGUUUUCAGAUCACUUCUUUUGAUGGAAAAAAAUCUUCCAUUUUGCAAGCAGAGAGUAAAAAAGACCAUGAAGAGUGGAUCUGUACAAUAAACAACAUAUCUAAACAAAUAUAUUUAAGUGAAAAUCCAGAGGAAAUUGCUGCACGAGUAAAUCAGUCAGCUUUGGAAGCUGUCACUCCUUCCCCAUCUUUCCAACAGAGGCAUGAAAGCCUACGGCCAGCAGGACAAUCUCGACCACCGACCGCUCGAACCAGCAGUUCGGGAUCCUUAGGAUCUGAGUCCACAAACUUGGCUGCCCUUUCUCUAGAUUCUCUUGUUGCCCCAGACACCCCAAUACAGUUUGACAUUAUUUCUCCUGUGUGUGAAGAUCAGCCUGGCCAGGUGAAAGCCUCUGGUCAAGGAGGCAGGCGUACAAAUCCAUUUGGAGAAUCUGGAGGAGGUACAAAAUCUGAAACUGAAGAUUCUAUUCUUCAUCAGUUAUUUAUUGUUCGAUUCCUUGGUUCCAUGGAGGUGAAAUCAGAUGACAAUCCAGAUGUUGUUUAUGAAACAAUGCGCCAAAUCUUAGCUGCCCGGGCCAUCCAUAACAUCUUUCGUAUGACAGAGUCACAUUUAUUAGUCACUUGUGAUUGUUUAAAGUUAAUUGAUCCACAGACACAAGUUACAAGGCUCACAUUUCCAUUACCCAGUGUAGUUUUGUAUGCUACACACCAGGAAAAUAAGAGGCUUUUUGGAUUUGUUCUUCGGACAUCUGGAAGGAGAAGUGAAAGUAAUCUGUCAUCUGUCUGCUAUAUCUUUGAAUCAAAUAAUGAGGGGGAAAAGAUUUGUGAUUCUGUUGGACUAGCAAAACAGAUAGCUUUGCAUGCAGAACUGGAUCGUAAGGCAUCAGAAAAACAAAAAGAAAUAGAGAGAGUAAAAGAGAAGCAACAGAAAGAACUCAGUAAACAAAAACAAAUUGAAAAGGACUUAGAAGAACAAAGUCGGUUGAUAGCUGCUUCCAGUAGACCAAACCAAGCAAGUAGUGAGGGGCAGUUUGUUGUCCUUAGCAGUAGCCAGUCAGAAGACAGUGAUUUGGGAGAAGAAGGGAAGAAGAGAGAGUCAGAAGCAUAAAUUUACCCUUUUGGUUGAUAAUUCCCCCCUUGGAAUUUAUUGACAAUUUCUGUGGUGAAAUGGCACAAGGUAACAACUAUGUUGAAAUAUCAAGGAGGAGACAAAGUUUAUAUUUGCUUGUUUGUUUUAACUUCAUUUUAAGAAAUAAGAUUGACCUCGAUGAUUUAGGUUUGCAUUGAUUUUUUUCUCAAAAAUAAUAUACUGUGCAGUAACAUCAAAUUCCACAUGUAUAAAAAGAAACCUGUUUAUCUUACUGAAUUAGAUUGCUGAGGGAUUACACUUGCUCAAGCCUUUUUUUCUUCAAAUUGUGAAUUUAUUAUCUUGCAUUGUAAUUUGCUACGACUUUAAGAAAUCAUUUAUUCUUCAGCUUCAGAUAUUCAUGGUUACGCUCCCUCUCUUUUAUUAGGAACAUUUUGUUGGCAGUGAGGAAGCUUCUCACUGAAUAGGUUCAAAAUUCUUUAUACAGAUAAUUCAAGUUUGCAAAUAUUUUAACAAUAUUAAAUGUGCAAUAGAACUUUUAUAAAAUAAUUAGAACAGAGAUUUUAGACUUAAAGUUUUAAAUUGUGGCAGGUGGUACUGUUGAUUUCAGGGCACUUUCUUGGAUUGCUCACAUUUCUCUGAUGUACUACACCUGAUGCCAAUGGAAAAGAGCUUAAGUGUCUUCAGUUCAAUAUUGAUAUAGCCCUUGACAUUUUAAUAUUACAUUCUUAGUUCUCAGGUUGGAACUUGAAUUAUUGCUGCAGAGCAGUAAUGGUUAAAAUAAGAUUUUAGAAUUUAUUAAAAGGGAUUUUUUUUUUGUUUAAACACAUUUUAGAUUAGGACUUAACAUGUAAAGAUAUUGUUACAGGAUAAUACAUUGUAUUUUCUGCAUUGAGUGAAAUAGUUUUUAUUGAAAAUCAAGUGACAUUUCAAAAGAAGUUCUAUAACAAUUGUUUUCUGCUUAAAGUAAAAAUUCCCAGAGAUUUGUUUAGAAAAUCUUUUAAAUUUCAGACUGAUACCCCUAGUAUUUUCAUAAUCCCAUGUUUUGAUAAAAUACUGAUCACUACUUUAUAUCCACAAAAGCAAAUAACUAAUAUAUGGUAAUAGAAUAAUUUGCACUAAUUAUUAUAAAUACUUGUACUCUUCAAAUGAGCGAAAGGUCUAAUUCCAUGAAAGAUUGAAGAGAAAUUGAAUGCUUGGUAUAGGAGAAUUGACCAAGGAAGGAAUUUAGGUUGGUGUUAAGUUAAAAUGACAUUUCUCUACUGCCUACUUGUAUGCCAAAACUUGAUUUUUUUCCCUUUCCCCAAUUUAAGAUUGCUUAUAGAAAUUAUAUUCCUGUGUUUCACAUGUAGAAGUAUAUAUAGACAAGUUAAAUAUAUCGAAUAAACUAUUUUACAUAGUCAUACAUUUAAAUUUUUAAGAGAUUAGUUACUAAAAUUAAUUUUACAAGAGAAAAAGCCUUUUCUUAAUAUAUAUACAGUUUUUCUUCUUAGUUCUGAAUUAGAAAUGGUAUCUGUUUUAGUGCUCACAAUGUAGUGUGGCUGUUUCACACUGUAUGUACACUAUUUUCUGUAGGAAUGGGAUAGGUAGUUAUAUAUAGGACCAUGAUAUUCUUUUUAUCUAUGUGCCAAAUGGGAAUAAUGAUUACUUGAUAAUCAUUAUUUUGAAGCCUUAUGUUACCAAAAUAUUUAGUGAAAAAGUGGAAAUUUAUGGAAUACUUUUUGAAAAAAGUUUAUUUUGUGCUUACACUAAAGGGAAUACUUUCACAAUAGCUUGUGUAUUGUUCCUUUUAUGGAAGUUGAAAUUCUGUGGUCAGCACUUGAUUAGUCAUGGCAAGUUAUGCUUUUGAGGCCUUUUCGAAAAUUAGUAAGCUUUCUGUUUGUCUUUUGUUUAGAUUAUUAAAAUUGUCACUUCACUUAGCUCCGAUGAAACAUGUCACCCUACAAGGGAGGUAGUCAGCAUUAGGAGGCAGUUUUACUAGGCUGGUGCUUUAUAUGGUAGCGAAGUGCUACCCUUUGUUAGCACUCUGUGUCAAAGUGCAGGCUAGAGUUAAGGGUAUUGGCAGAUGUAGGGAUGCUGGACAGACUUAUAGUUCCUUUUAAGUUAUGUUUUAAUAGGAAUUUCCACAAUAACACACCCAUGUCCAUAGGUCAGGCCAAAGUGCAUUCCAACACCACACAGAAGUAGGUGUGGGUUUAAUAAUUUUAGAUGACUCACCUUCUGUUCCUUACUACAGUGCUAUAUGAACUAUUCCAUCACUGCAAAUAUUUAAGCAUCAACUUUAAUAAACUCUCCUUUUUAUUUAAAGAAGGCUACCCAUGGGUUUCUGCGUGACGUUAAAGCUGAUCUUUGUUAUCCUGUGAAGUGUCUUUUAGCUCUGAGAUGGUUUGGUGUUAACUGAAUUAGAUUUUGGGAUCUCUUUCUCAGAUUCAAACUUACACUUAAUGUUUUUUGGGUUUUUUUUUUUUUUUUUUUAGAAAUUAACAAAACUGAUUCUUUAAAGAAAUUAAGUCUACCUAAUUCUGCUAUGCACUCUGCUAAGGGUGAACAGUACUUUUGUAACUAUAGUAAUGAAGUCAACAGAUUGGAAACAAGUUAUUCUUUCUCUCUUUUCAAAAUUUUCAAAAACUUGCUAAUAAGGGAUUGAAACUGUUAUCCUCAAAGUCAGUCUAGUUUUUGCAGUAUCUGUAAUGAUUGCUUUGUGUUUAAUUUCAAAAGAAUUCUCAGGCUCUAUAGUCAUGGAGUGGUAGAUUUAUUUUACCUUUAUGCUUGGUGUGCAUAACAUUUUAUGUAACAUAUAAUCUUGUGUGGUAAAGGCAUGGGAGUUAAUUUUGACAUAUAUGGGAACUCGAAGUAUUUAAAAUUUAACUCUUUUUAUAAGAUAGACAGACCCUAUUGAGCCCAUGUAUUAGAAAACCUUCUGCCACCUGAAUUAAUAAAAUGAAAAUAUUAACAUAGGUUUUGAUAACAACCUUCUAGCAUUCAGACUAUACUUUAAAUAUUCAAACAUACAGUAGCAAGCAAGCCUUUCAUUUUAUUUUUGGCAAGUUUGGCUUACUCCUUCAUGAGAUUUUGUUCUACAUUAAUAAAUAAUACAUAAAAAUUUGAAACUGGAACUAUAUUAUACUUUUUAACCAAUCUCUUUCAGCUAUAUUAAUAUGUAAUUUACUUCAGUUAAUAUGAGAACUGGGGAUUAAGUUAUAACUAAUGUGCAAAACUGCUUUGUAUAUUUGGUGAUUUUGUAAUGUAAGUGAAUUGGUUAAUUCUUAUUUCACUAGUACUAUUAAUUAUGCAGUAAACAAUUAAAAAUCAUGCUACAUUUACCUUUAGAAUUGGAUUUGAAGAACUCAACUUUAUGUAAUGGUGGUAUACAUGUGGGGUGGAGAAUUUAUUUUUUCAUUUUGUCAAAAUAGAUAUUCCCUGACAAGGUUUCAGGAAAUAUGCUGUUAGGAGACUUUUAAUGUAUAAUAAAGUCUAUGAUUUUUCUACAGUCAUUUUUGUAUGAAAUAUUUGACAGCUAUUCUGAAUUUUAUUUCUCCAAGUAAUUUCAAAUGAUGCUUAUAAACAAUUGAACUUUUUCUUAA
This is a messenger RNA of Pteropus alecto (black flying fox), 5842 nucleotides long. It is a transcript of the gene APPL1, whose product is annotated as adaptor protein, phosphotyrosine interacting with PH domain and leucine zipper 1. The transcript has 22 exons. Gene Ontology annotation, cellular component: endosome membrane; cytoplasm. Gene Ontology annotation, biological process: signaling. NCBI's taxonomy places the organism in Eukaryota, Metazoa, Chordata, Mammalia, Chiroptera, Pteropodidae. The record is from RefSeq and is a predicted model, not a curated record. Gene Ontology annotation, molecular function: identical protein binding. Bases 153 to 2279 code for a protein of 708 amino acids.